AUCGAUCAGGGUCGCAGUUGGGUUGGCAGCAGUGGCGGGUCAGUGAGGAACCGAGCGGGCCGAGCGGAGCCCCUGCCGUCGGAGUCGGACUUUGCGGACCAUGAGAGACUGAAGGGAGAUGGAUGUGCAGCCGAGCACCCUUGAGGAGGCAUGUCAGAUGAUCCACGAGCUCAGGGAAAGGCAUCGCAGCCAAGCACAUCAGUUGUUGUCCUGGCGCCGCCGAGCUAAGGCUCAGGAGGAAAUGAUGGCAAAACUGGCCCGUGAACAUGCCGAGCAGCUGAAAGGCUUGUCGUCGCAACUUCUGCUGCUGGAGGCCGGUCUGUGUCGGAAGCAAAAAGAGAUUCGGACGCUCCUCAUGAACCGAGACAAGUGUGUGAUGAGACAGUCAAGAACCAUCAGGGUACUGCAGCAGCGCCUGGCCGACUCUGGCCUGGACCCCUCCUUGCUGGACACCAACGAGGUUGACCUGGCCGCCGACAACGACAGUGCCGUGGUGCUCGAGGACGGGUCUGCGAUGGACCUGCAGCUGGCACUGCCCCUAUCCUCGGUUCUCCGCUACAACAGCACCACGGCUGCUGUGCAGAGAAGCAUAUCAGAUGCAACCAAAUUCUCUUCCUCUGGUGCUGGUGGCAAACGAGGAAGUAACUCCUUUUUAAGAAGACCUGAAGUACUUGAGACUGUGUACAGCGUCGAGGAAGAUCAAGACUCGGAGGAACCUCCGAAACAGUCAACUCCAGAGCGGCCACAUAGUGUUUCCGACUGCACCGUUCCAGCAGUCGAUGAAAACUCUCCUAUUACUGAUUCCGAGAUGCUUAACCACAAUUCUGUGUCAAAUGAAGAUUCCGAGCGAAAGUUGUUACGAAGGCAGCCUCCGUUGCGAACAAGCCGGGUGGACCUGGAAGAGCCACCCAGUUGGAUACCAGCGCCCCCCGCCGGGGGUCAGCAGCAUCAGUUCAACCGAGUCAUGGGCAACAAUCACCGAUCUGUGACCAAGCCCAAGGAUGUCAAGUACAAACGCAUCAACAAGGCCAAAAGCAAGUCCCUGGAAGAGCUGCGCGGCCGUCUUCGAGUGGAGCCUCAAAGUCCUGCCUAACUAAAUUAGCUCACCUGCCCUGCUCAACUCAACUUUUUUAAUUUAAUUGUUAUACACACACGUAUGAUGUAUUUAUCAAACUUGUAGGCCGUGGCCUGCCGACCAAGGCGUAGUGAUGUUAGGAAUAUAAGACUCGGAUUAUGUGAAACUUGCUAAGUGAAAAGUCUAUUAACACCACUCUAUGGUGCUCUAUCUGUGACCUUAUCUCUAAUCUUGUCUUGGAUUAAUGAAAUUUGCUCUGAUAUCAGUAAAACUGCAAAUGUGCUGAAUUUAAAAAUAAGCAAUCUUUAUUUCAAAAUACAUAUAAUUUCAUUUAUAAACGCUUCUUAAUAUAAUUUGAAAAAAUUGUUUUUGAAACACUCCUUUUUAAUUAAGUA
Messenger RNA from Neocloeon triangulifer, 1470 nucleotides. RefSeq lists its product as uncharacterized. The coding region runs from base 119 to 1093 and encodes 324 amino acids. NCBI's taxonomy places the organism in Eukaryota, Metazoa, Arthropoda, Insecta, Ephemeroptera, Baetidae. The record is from RefSeq and is a predicted model, not a curated record. The transcript has 5 exons.